This is a messenger RNA of Triticum aestivum (bread wheat), 1486 nucleotides long. RefSeq lists its product as uncharacterized. Bases 229 to 1134 code for a protein of 301 amino acids. Lineage: Eukaryota; Viridiplantae; Streptophyta; Magnoliopsida; Poales; Poaceae. The transcript is spliced from 2 exons. The record is from RefSeq and is a predicted model, not a curated record.
AUUAAAGGUAUAAUUGAUCCAACUGAAGGAGAAGAUUCUAUUGUUGCCAGCAAAGAUGAAGAUAGAAUUAGCGCGCUACCCAAUGACAUUCUUCUCCAAAUCCUAGAACGCCUUGAUCUUCGCACGGUGAUUCGAGCUGGCACUAUCGCAACACGAUGGAGGCACCUUCCUCAUCAACUCUCUCAUCUGCUCAUCACUGUCUCGGACGUCCGUAAGGCCGGUUACACAAUGAAGGCAUACACGGACGCAACGAGGAGACUGCUGUCUCCUCCGACUUGCAAGUGCACUCGAACCAUCAAAAGAUUGCAGCUCAGCUUCUACAUUAUGGACCCUUACUUGUCCACAAUUGGCAAUACGGUUUGGGAUGUCGUGAAGAGCGGCGAACCUGAAUGGCUUGAGUUCGCAAUGUGCCCAGAUAUUGCUUCUCCAAGUGAUGCCCAGUUAGCCUUGUAUGGACAGCGGUUUAUGUCAUUCUUUGGUGCAUACCCUGGUGCCUUCAAAUUGCUCACUAGACUAAUCCUUCAGAACCUUGCGUUUCAAGACUCAGAUGUCACCAAUCUUCUUAACACUUGCAGUAGACUUAAGAUGCUUUCCUUGAGAUCCUGUGAAAUGCCCCAGGAAUCUGUCCUUAAAUUACAUGCCCCAAGCUCGGAGCUCAGCUCACUUGAACUUAAAUGCUUUGGAUGCAUACACGUUGAGCUAAUCUGUCUUCCUAAACUGAGGGAACUGGUAUACGAUGUUUGGUUUUGUGAAAACCCCCCAGUGUCUUUUGGCUAUGUUCCCCAGCUUGAUCACGUCUGCUUUGCUUGUCCUGCCCAGCCUUGGCAGAAGCCAUUCGUGCUGAGCCAAUGUUUAUCUAGUGACAUAAACCUGUCGAAUCUGCUUUUGAAUUUUUACACUCAAAUGAUAUGGGUUGAACCUGAAGGUCCACAACAGCUCACCCCUAUAUUCAGCAAACUGAGAGAUGUGCACCUUUGCGGUAUAUUUACUGAAUGUGAUUUGGAUUGGACUAUGUUUAUACUUGAAGGUGCACCUUCACUGGAGAAUUUUCAUGUAAGCCUGUCAUUCGGUUCUUUCAAUCCACACUUUGACCAUAUAAUGACAUGUUUACAUUUCCCAUAUAUGCAGCAUUAACAUAUAGGGUACCAGCAUGCAUGUGUAAUAUACUAAUAUUAAACCACUUAAGUACUAUAUAUAUUCUAUCAAAUGUAGUACAUACAGGGCUCUCUAGGAUAUAUCAACAGGGAGAACCCGUGAAUUGUAUAUAGGGAUGAUGGUGUAAUCCUGGAAUACAUGGCAGAUAAGUUGUUCUUCAAGGUUGUUUGUGUGCUUCAUAAGAAAUGUGCGUAAAGGCAAUGGAUAUUUUCUACUCCCUCCGUAAAGAAAUAUAAGAGCGUUUAGAUCACUUCACUAAAGUAGUGAUCUAAAAUUCUAAAUGCUCUUGUAUUUCUUUAUAGAGGGACUAUUAUGUCUAACCUCAUGUUUA